UCACGCAGGCUACACACUGCGACAAACUGUAGACACUGCAUCUCCUGUUAAACAGGUACUUUGUGAACCUGUAUUUCCAACUUAUAAGCGACAGAACCCUCAAUCAUGUCUCAGAGGGAACUGAAGGAGGCGUUUGUCAGUAAUCUCAAUGGGACCAGUCUGCAGGAGGUGUCUCUUGGCUCAUUUCUCGCACCCUUGUGUCUCAUCAACAGAGGUCUGAUUCUGAUCCUCUACCAUCAGGCCAGAAGGACCCUCCCACUGCCACUGCCACUCUUCUCUCACCUGCUUCUAGACUUUUCUGUGCUAAUUCUUCCCCUCGUCCUGUCAUGCACCAUCCUGAGCGACGUUCUUCACCUGGUCAUCGGGGGCAUUUUGUUUGUUUCAGUUUGUGUGCUUUGCUACAUCUAUUGCACCAAGAGUCACGCUUCCAAUCGGCAACCGAAGACCACUGUCAGCACCUUCCUGCAGCGUCAUGUUCAGUUCAACCAGGUUCCUUUUGUGACCAUCUUUAGAGUGUUUGUAAAUGCGAAAACAGCCAUCAGCAUUCUCGCUGUAGACUUUAGCGUCUUCCCAAGGCGCUAUGCUAAAACAGAAACCUAUGGGACAGGGGUUAUGGACUUUGGUGUCGGAGCGUAUGUCUUUGCAAAUGCCCUCGUCUGUCCAGAGGCACGGGGAAAGACCAUCUCUGGAUCCAAGAUCAAUCAUGUCACAAAGCAGCUCAUAUCCGUCUGGCCCCUGGUUGCUCUUGGUAUGGGAAGGCUGGUAAGCUUGAAAAUGAGCAGCUACCAAGAGCAUGUGACAGAAUACGGUGUCCACUGGAAUUUCUUCUUCACACUUGCCAUCGUCAGAGUUUUGGCUUCUAUGAUUUUGGCCGUUUUACCAGUCAGUCAGUCGUUUCUGUUUUCCCUUCUGAUCAGCGGACUUUAUCAGCUCAUUCUGGAGACAUCAGGGCUGAAAGCGUUCAUUAUCCACAACAAUGACAGAGAGAAGGACUUUCUGUAUGCCAACAAGGAGGGCAUAUUCUCUGUGGUGGGCUAUGUAGCCAUCUACAUGGCAGGGGUUCAAGUUGGACGUUAUGUGAUGCAGCCGAGAUCCCAAGUUAAAGAGUGGCUCAAAGCCCUUUUAAACCUCUCAUUUGGUAGUGUUUUGCUGUACACUGCUUUGUACACAUGUCAGUCACUCUUGGAGCCAGUGUCUCGUCGCAUAGCUAAUUUACCGUUUUAUCUCUGGAGUGUUGCACAGUCUUUGUUCUUUAUGUCCUGCCUCGGUUUUGCCGAUCUGGUUUUGCUGUUUUCCAAAAGCAUAUCAGGCUGUCACUUUCUACCUUCAUCAUGGAAUUUGCAUAAAAAACAAUCCGAUUCAGCCUCUGACAAACACAGUGGUGAAAUUGAAAGAUUUUGCAUUGUUCAAGCCAUCAGCAGGAAUCAGUUGCUAUUUUUCUUGAUUGCAAACAUCAUGACAGGACUGACCAACUCGCUAGUGGACACACUUACCUGUAGCAGUUCAUUUUCAGUGUGUGUUUUGUUGAUGUACAUGUUCACGAAUUGCUUUGUCAUAUAUGUUUUACAUCACCGUGGAAUAACGGUGAAAUUCUGGUAAAAUCACAUUUGCAAAAUGAAAUGGUUCAUUUGUAAGUUUUGAUGAUAUUAUUUGCAACGCUGAAGAUACUGUUGUGCAUUAUCUGUCUAUCUAUACAAAUAUGUUUUUGAUCAAAUCUGAAUAAGUGAUGAUUUGAAACCAGUUCCAAAAUGAUUUGUUGAUGUAUAGUAAAAAGUUGAGUAAUUGCUCCCUCAAAUAAGAGCGAUGGCUAAAAUAUAUGAGAUAAUAUACUGCAACUGAAAAGUGGGAAAUGUUAAAGAUUAUGUAUUAAUUUCAAACAAACAUAUUUGCAUUUAAAACUGAGAUGUGACACAUUACAGAAAUGAUUAUGCCUAUUCUGUUGUUACAACUGUUUGUCAGCUGGUCAAAAAUGUAAAUGUUGGCACAGCUUGUUUUGCUCUGCAUGCUCUGCCAUGGGUUGUCGUAGGGAUCAUGGUAGUGGACCUUGUAACCCAGGCCAGUGACCCAGCCCUUAUCCUAACCCCCAGCUACUGUCCCAGAUCCCCAUUUUCCUUGAUUCCUACUGAUGUAGGCCGCACUGUCUUAAAUCACAAUUUUUUAUGAAAUUUGUGUAUCAUAAAAUGUUAUAUUCAUGGUGUAAACCAUACUUGCCUAUACAACAGUCUUUUUGUGUGUGCGUGCGCGUGUGCGUGCGUUUGUUUGAAUAUCAUCCUGUGCUAAUGAAGUACGUUUCUCUGCCAGUAAUAUUUCUCUCUGUGGUAAAAGGUUAUUAUUAUGUACAGUCUCUACAUCUUUAUUGGAUGUUAUAUAUUUUUUCAAUUGCCCUUUGAUUCUCUUUUCUGUCUCAGUCUCACAAUCUGUUGCAGUUAGCAUGUGAAUUUAUCUUAUCGUGUUUGUAUCUUACUAUUUGUCUCUGUCAAGGACGUCUCAAGAAUAAAGCAAGAUGUUGUUGAAACC
Molecule: messenger RNA, 2517 nt
Organism: Platichthys flesus (European flounder)
Lineage: Eukaryota; Metazoa; Chordata; Actinopteri; Pleuronectiformes; Pleuronectidae
Gene: pigw
Product: phosphatidylinositol glycan anchor biosynthesis, class W
Exons: 2
Coding region: 106-1599 (497 amino acids)
Biological process (GO): GPI anchor biosynthetic process; protein localization to plasma membrane
Cellular component (GO): endoplasmic reticulum; membrane
Molecular function (GO): glucosaminyl-phosphatidylinositol O-acyltransferase activity
Source: RefSeq, a predicted model, not a curated record